Molecule: messenger RNA, 1780 nt
Organism: Tricharina praecox
Lineage: Eukaryota; Fungi; Ascomycota; Pezizomycetes; Pezizales; Pyronemataceae
Exons: 1
Coding region: 300-1499 (399 amino acids)
Molecular function (GO): protein binding
Source: RefSeq, a predicted model, not a curated record
CAACGGUGAGAUCUACAUCACCGAAAGCUGUGGUGAAUGUUUAGCCUAGGUAGACGACUGUAUUGUCGCCGGUGGUUUAGUCUUUGUCUCCAGAGCAUGCACGUACGUCAGCCGUAGCUGUCUCGUUACAUCUAUCGAAAUAAACUUUCUUUGCGAGUUCCACUUCCGACCUUUCAGGCCUCGUCAAAGUGCAUUUCCCUCCCCGCGCCUACCAAUGGGGAACGACGAUAUAAGACCUCACACAGGCCCAGCCAUAUGAACAGUAAAAAAACAUUCAUAACUCAAUUCAAUAUCUAACUAUGUCUUUCCAAACACUGCCCACCGAGCUCCUCCUCGAGAUCGCCUCCUACCUCUCCACCGAGUCUAUCCACAAUGUCAUCCAGACCUGCAAGCCCAUCCACAGCUGUCUCCGUGAGACACUAUACCACGACACGACCGCUCACAGCCGACAGUUCAUCGCGGCCGCAACACAGGGCCAAAUCCGUGCCUCCGACCUCUCCCACAUCCGCCAGCUAGCCCUGAGCGGAACCGACGACGCCUUCGUGACCACGAUCCUUCCACAAAUGUCCCGCCUACGCUCCCUGACCUUCGACGGGCGCUCCAUGACCAAGGACAGCACGAUCAUCGCCUCGAUCCAGCGAGUCCUCUCGACCUCCGGCGCAUCCCAAACCCUGCGAUCCUUCACCCUCACGGGCCGGCCAGAGUACUACCGGAACCGGUCACGCCUACUAAUCCCAUUCAACUUCGCCGACACCGGUCCGGCAUUCCCUCUCAGCGGGCUUACGACCACACUACCGCAGCUCUCCCACCUGGACACCUACGGCGCGCACGACCUGUGCGCACACCCGUCGCUGCAGUCGACGCUGCGCACACUGGUCCUGAACAUGCCCGCGCUCACCGCACCGCUCGUGAGCGCGCUCUUCGCGCUGCGACAGCUACACACACUACGGAUCGUGGAGCCGAAGGCGAUCAGCGCAUGGACGCUUCCUGCCACGCAGAUCCCGGCGUUCACGGGCCUGCGCGAGUUCGGCUUUGGCCGCGCCGGCGCCGGCGCGCUCGACCGCAUGCUGUAUGUCGAGCACGGCGCGCUGCGCACGCUGCCGGACGGGUUUGUGGAGGCCGUUGUGGCAAAGAACCCAGGGUUGCAGAGGGUCGCGCUGCUGAGUAUCGAUGAUAAAAUACUCGCCGCGAUGCCGUCGGAGCUAAGGGAGCUCGAGGUCGCGUUCUCGUUCGAUGCGGAUGGCGAGGCGAGUUUUGCCACGGAUGGGUUGGCGGGGUUUUUGGUGAAGAAGGGGAGGGCGUUGAGUAGGUUGGUCGUGUGUGCGGCUAGGGUGGAGCGCACUGCGCCGCUGAUGGAGGUGCUGGAGGGGAUGGGAGGCGGGGUGAGGCUGAGGGAGGAGAUGUGGGUGGGUGAGACGGACGAGAAGGAGUGCGCGCCGGACUCCCCGCAGGAGACGGAUUGGGUUAUUGUUGCGGGGAGGGAUACUAUGUGUAUAUAGUAUAGGAGUCGCAUGUGUACUGGCCUGGUGCCGUUGUUAAUAGGAUGGCUUGAAUCUUGAUGAGUGGAUACCGGUGUGAACUGGAGUACAUCUCCGCAAGUGAAAUCCCCGAAGGCCCGAAGGAGUACAGAUAGAGGCUCACAACGGCGAUUUUCCUUUUCCUUCUCAUACUCGCAUUCCGUGCUUUUUUUUUUGAACAGCCGUAAAAGAGCAGUAGCCGCAGUGCUAGACGAGUGAUAUAUUAUGCACUUACACUAGUAGUACCACAACUAUAUCACUAC